Molecule: messenger RNA, 1590 nt
Organism: Coccinella septempunctata (seven-spotted ladybird)
Lineage: Eukaryota; Metazoa; Arthropoda; Insecta; Coleoptera; Coccinellidae
Exons: 2
Coding region: 197-1477 (426 amino acids)
Source: RefSeq, a predicted model, not a curated record
GAAAAUAACGGGGGAACAAUUCGGAAUAUUACGGGCGAGAUUAAAACAAAUCGUUUGUGCGAGGAUUUUCCAGUGUGCUCGCGGUCAGGGUCGCUUAUUGGCGGGUGUUAAAGUGUGCUUAGUAUGCCCGCAGUCCGUUCAACACGCCGAGUUUGAAGAAUAAUUGCAAGGCGGAGAGGUCCGUGUACGAAGAACCAUGAAAGGCGAUGGAUUUAUGCCCAUUCUCUGUGUGAUGACGUGUGGAAUAUUCGGAUAUGCGAGCACAGAUACUCAACUAUCCCAUCCCACCUACCUACCAUCAACCACACUGGAACUGAGUCCUAAUCAGAGAGACCCAAAACAUCUCCAACAACCCCAAAACAUAUACUCCUCGAAGAACUUCAUCAAAUCCAAACUGCCGCAGAACAACGGCCAGCCGCAGCUCUUCAAUCUGGGUUACAGCGUCCGGUUCGAGAACCAGCAGAAUCAGAACCUCCAGAGGGCUUUCGACCAGACCAGCUUCGCCCACAUCGAACACGGGGACAUCAUAACCGGCACCAGGAAGCAAAACGUCGAAAUCGACAUCCCUGGGAGCUCAAAAGAGGACAAUCAAUUCGGUUACCGGAGAGAGGUGAAAAAACGGAAGUUAAUAGGGUCCAAAGCCGCUGCGCCCGCGCUGAACUCCGAAAUUUCGUAUUUGGAAAGCACGGGCCAAACCUACGUGUCACCGACGACGCAAAAAAGCCUCGAAGCUUUGGGGAAAAUCAGGGAUGUUGAUAAUCAAGAGGACUUAUCCGAGCUAUAUCAGCAGAAGUAUACCUGGAGAGAUUUGAGCCCCAACGUCAAAAUUAUACGGAGUACUGAAAUACCUAUGGAACGUAUAGAAAACAGAGCUUUAAACUUCGACCACCAAAAGGCUCUAUCUAAAAGUGAAGGGUUUGGAUUCUCAGACGCUAUAAGAGACGAAAUUUUCGAAAAGAGCAGUUACGCCCGAAAAGAACCCACUUUUAAGAGAGCGGAAACUGUUCCAUCAACAUCUGCUCCAGAAGGAUUCCGCAUUAUUCACGUUCAAGAACAAAUAAACGAACCCCCCACAAAGACUAAAAUACCAGAUCCAGAACCGUACACAACCAAUAAAAAUUUAGAAAAAGAAAAUGUUUUCCAAGUUAUAAACAAGGUCCCACAGAUCCAAACUCAAACACAAUUGGUUAAAUUACCCUUCUUACAAACAGUGAAUCAACAGUUCCAACCUGAGAUAAUCAACACCCAAAUUCCCAAACAAGGUUACAUCCAACACAUAAUGAUGCCUCAAAUACAAUUCGAAUCCACUCCAAAAUAUCGUACCAAACAUAAAUACGUAAAACACAUCGCAGGCACAAGAGGUAACAUCGUUUAUGCAAGAAAAGUAGCUCCAAAUCUUGACUAUACGAGGAAGGCUAAAAUAAAGCCAGAACUCAGAAGAGAGUUCAAACCACCACCUCCUGGAGGUCAAAUUUGAUUCCCACAUCAUAUAUUCGAUUAAUUUAUUUAUGUCUUCUUAAUGAAGUGUUUUGAUUUCUGUUGUUUAUAUUUAAUUUUAUUAUUUAUGUUGAAAUUUUAUUAUUGAGAAGG